This is a messenger RNA of Ruditapes philippinarum (Manila clam), 4558 nucleotides long. RefSeq names its product T-cell-specific guanine nucleotide triphosphate-binding protein 2-like. The transcript is spliced from 2 exons. Gene Ontology annotation, molecular function: GTP binding. Gene Ontology annotation, cellular component: membrane. Lineage: Eukaryota; Metazoa; Mollusca; Bivalvia; Venerida; Veneridae. The record is from RefSeq and is a predicted model, not a curated record. Bases 207 to 1430 code for a protein of 407 amino acids.
UAUUGAAUAGGACAUGAAUAAGGACAAAUAACAUUGCAUUUCAAUGCGUAUCAAUGCGUUGCCAAAAAAUGUUUAUAUAUCUUUGUUGAUCUGUAACCAAUUUAGCUAACUGCAUGUUUAUGUUUUGACUUCAAACAUUAAACCUUAAACCUUGAAGAGAGGAGAAAUAAUAUUCAAAGCAAGAGUGCCAUUAUAAACUAAAUUAAAUGAUGGCUAGCAAAGAAUCGUUUGAGUGUGGCAACGUUCCUGCUGAAGAAGAAGAGUUAAUUUCUGACAUGUUCAAUAAGUAUGGUAUUGCAGGUAUACAAAAAUAUACCAAAGAAAGGCUCAAUAAAUGGCGUGAAACUUACUUGCAUAUUGCAAUUACUGGAGAAUCCGGAGCUGGAAAAUCAACUUUUAUCAAUGUCAUUCGGGGACUUAAAUCGGAUGAAGAGGGUGGCGCUCAUACUGAUGUCAUUGAAGCCACGAAAACUAUCAAGUAUUACAAACAUCCAAAAUACGAAAAUGUAGUAUUUUGGGAUUUACCUGGAGUUGGUACGGAUAACUUCAAACGAGAAAAUUAUGAUGAUCAAGUCAAACUUGCAAAAUAUGACUUUUUUCUUAUAUGUUCAUCUGAGCGAUUUUCAGAAAACGAUGGAUGGCUGGCAAGAAAAAUAAGCAAGAUGGGUAAAAAGUUCUACUUUUUACGCACCAAAGUAUCUAUUGAUAUUUCCAAUGAUGCAAAAGGUAGAUCGUUUCCGCGUUCUAGAGAUGACAUUUUAAAUAAAAUACAAAUCGACUGUCUAUUGAACCUCGACAAACAUCGUUUAUUUGACAGUCUCGUUUACUUGAUCGACAACUUUGAACCAAAUGACUUUGAUUUCAAUAGGCUAAAAGCAAAGCUAAUUGAGGACACACCACACCUGAAGCGAGAGGCCAUGGCCUUUUCAAUUAUUGGUCAAACUGAAGAAAUAAUGUUUCAGAAGAAGAAGGAACUUGAAAAAAGAAUUCAAUUCAUUUCAUUGACAUCUGCAGUGGCUGGAGCAGUUCCAAUUCCAGGCGUUGGCACAGCUGUGGAUCUUGCUAUAAUGCUGGAAGAAAUCAUGUUUUACAGAGACCAGUUUGGUUUGACCGAUAAUGCAAUCAAAAGGAAUGCAGAAAUGCUAGGAGUGCGCGAAGAAGAGCUGAAAAAGGAACUUAAUAUGAAAGAAUUGCUCCUUGAUUGCACAAAGAAAGGAUUACUAGCGCUCUUUAAUAACAUUGUCAUAUCGGAAGCAGUGGAAGAAGUUGCAAAAUACGUGAUACCUAUUAUUGGAAGCAUUACAGCUGGAAUCAUAUCAUACAAAUCAACAAACUACUGGCUGAAAAAAAUUCUUGAAGGGUUGUACCAAGAUGCUUUGAAAAUCAGCAGAAAAUUAAGUAUGCAUUCAGCACAAUCCACGCAAGUUUAAAGACUUCUUCUCGUUUACAGUGGAUCAACUUUACUUUCAGUCUGUGUAUUUAAGUGAAAGGUAUGGUCUUGGGAAAUGUUAGACAAUAUUGAUAUGAUCCAAGAUGUUUCAAGUUUUAAUUUACUUUUUAAAGCUUGUGACAAUAAUAUGUAUAUUACAUUUGUUAUUUAUAACUUAACACUUGUUCUAUUGACAACAAAAUAAACAAUCCAUACGAUUCAACGAUGUUAUUUUCAUAUUAAACAGUCUAUAUGAGAACAAGUAUACAUAUAUGAGCCGCGUCAAAACAAAACCAACAUAAUGGGUUUGCGACUAGCAUGGAUCCAGACCAGCCUGCGCAUCCGCGCACGCUGGUCUGGAUCCACACUGGUCGCAAACCCAUUAUGUUGGUUUUGUCGUGACACGGCUCAUAUAUAUAUUUAACGUAUAAAACAUUGACGAACUUUGUACUCUGCAUUUCCCAAAACAUACUUUUUUAUACAUGAGAUUAACACAAGGAAUCGAACUUCUUAUAUAUAUAUGAAGCUACUUUUUCACAUUACAUCUGUUCAUUCUUAAUCAUGAUAAUCAUCAUACUUACAUAAUUAUUUAAUUUUUUUUUGUAGAAAACAUAUAAAACAUAAAUAGUUUUGAAUAACUUAUUUUUAAAGUAUUCGAGCAAAGAAAGGAAAUGUCGAUUUACUUUAGAUAAAUUUUGUUUUUUAGGAAUAAGGAUAGGAAUUUGUUCUCGGAAAUUUAUUUAUUUUUAAAUAAGUAGUAUCUUAAAAAAAAGAAGCCCAGCCGAAUAAAAACUGGUAAACAUGGAUAUGUUCUUAGUUUACCAUGCAAAGUCAUUUAGAAUUGUUAGCGUAACAAUAAUAUAAUUGCAUGUAUUUCCUGUAGGGUUAUCAAUUGGAUACUUUAGGAUAUAUGUGUUUAGAACCUGUCGUGUUUCGGUAAGUGAUUUUUUACACCAACGGUCGGUAUUCAAUUUUUUUUAUAAAUACUUGCUAAUAUGCAAAAUAUUUGAAAAAGCACAAGGCAUUUAUUUUGUUGGAAGACAAAUUGUUAACAGAACCUAAAUAUCUAAGCAAUCUUAGUAGAAAAGUAAAGAUUUAUUCGUAUAUUAUUUUACAACAGGAAUAACUUUCCUUUUCAUUUUAGUUUAGAACUGUCUCAGAAUGACAAGAACUAUCCCUUACAUUUUAUGUUAGAGUAGCCAAUGAGAUUCCUAGAUUUUUUGUUAUUUUAGAAUGACCAUGAAAACUCUUCUUAUAUUCACUUCUUCCUUGUUAACUCUUAACAGAGAGAAAGUCAAACAGAUUUUAGACUAGCCUUCUGCCGGAAAAAGAAUAUAAUUUUUAUAUUGAUAUUGCCUUUAUCUAUAUCUAACAAUUUAUUUUUAGCAACCGAAAAUAUUUCUUUUUAUAAAUAAUCUUAUAUAUAUAUAUAUAUGUAUAUAUAUAAACUUAUUUUGCUUUUGUGGUUAUUCAUAUCACAGAGAUUAUUUAUGAAAUACCGGACUUUAAUCUACCGAGUGGAUAUCUGUUGAAACAUUGAUAAAUAAUGGUUUGAAACAGCUUAUGAUAAUGAAUGAAAAUCUAUUUUGUCUUACAUUUCAACCAAAUAUUUCUUUGUUGAUUUACUUUUAGAUUGUUGUUAUUUACUAGCGUCGCAUGACUUCCGAAUUUUUACAUUCAAGAAGUCCGGCAUGUAUCAAGGGAAAUAUAAUAUCAGACUCAGGUCAAUAUUAAUAAAGGAGAGGUCAUGGGAAUAUAUCCAGCGAUUUCAUAAAAAAACAAGCGUCUGCUUUAUUUGUAGUGGCAUAAGUGAUGCUGUGUGUAAAGUAAAUACUUAAAGCUAAAUGCAAAUGGUGUAUUUUGUACUGUUAUGCUAGUAAACUUAAUUGUUAUGACAGCAAAUGUUAUCAUCCAAUCGUUAAGUACUAUUAAUGUUAUUACGAGUAGUAUCACGACCUCUCUUUUCAUUUUGGCCCAUAUUUCAGUCACCUCGGACUAUUUAAGGUGUGAUUUUGCAUAUGAAAUAGUUUUUGCUUUUAUGUUAGACUUUGGCAAUUAACAAAAUAACUUUCAGUAACGAACGAUAAAUGUUGUUUUAACAUUUGUUUUUCAUCCUAAAUAACUGCAUGUACGUUAAACCGACUCACUUUCCAUAGACUAAGGUUGACCCGUCUUAGCCAGAAUCCAUAUGUAGAACAUCUCCAUAAAUCUUCAAGGAUAUGCAAAACGCUAUAAAAAUAUAGACCGUCUAUAUAUAUCUUUUUCGCAACAACAUCUUGUAUUUGGUACAAUGUCAUACCGAACCUUGCUUCGCAAAACUCAAAUAUACAGUAAAAUAGCAUUAAUACGUACUUUGUUGUAUAUUUUAAGCACAGAACACGUUUUCUUUGCAUUAAUUCUAUUUUCUUAGAAAAAAGUGGAAUUGAGCCCCACACGUCUCAAGUUGUAAGGAAUCAUGUCAGUCCUCGACUACAUGCUUCCAGUACAGGAUAGAGUCAGAAGCAAACCAAAUGAGUCUUAAUUUAAAGUUGCCAUUUAAGGUCUGUAAUUCUUAAAACAUAAAUCUUUAAAAUAUAUCUAUAUAUAUGAGCUGAUGGAUGUACAUUGUAAAAUGACGAAAAAUGAUAAAAGGGAAAUAAAAUCAUAGUCUUUAAAGAUUGCCUUUCAAUACAUAAACAGGACAGUUUAAACUUUAUAUCAUAAUGCAUUAUGCAUAAUGAUAAACUUGGAUAUUGUUAUUAUAAGUAUGCAGGGAAGAAACUUCAGAUGAUUUUUUUAAAAUUUCGUCUUUGAAUUAUCUCGCUUGAUCAUUUUUAAAAACCGAUAUCUAAGAAUAUUGCGUAAAUUGCAAGAACUAAUUUAUACUGAAAUAUUUGCCAUUUCAUACCCACAUAUCAAAUGUGACGUUAUAUAUGUGACUCGCCUAAUUUCUAUUUGUUGAUAUGCCUUAAUGUUUUCUUUAUUAGGUCAUUGCGACGAUUAAUUGAAAUAAAUAACUUUAAGAGCUAACCUGAUUAUAAUACUCUUUUUCACUUGUUUUCCUUUUAUAAACAUGUAAAUAGUUGUCCACAUUUAGAGUAUUUCCUUUAUUUUGAAACGGUUCCUUUUUGUAUGUGGUUUGAAAGUGUU